This is a messenger RNA of Xiphophorus couchianus (Monterrey platyfish), 1398 nucleotides long. RefSeq names its product persulfide dioxygenase ETHE1, mitochondrial-like. NCBI's taxonomy places the organism in Eukaryota, Metazoa, Chordata, Actinopteri, Cyprinodontiformes, Poeciliidae. Gene Ontology annotation, cellular component: mitochondrion. Gene Ontology annotation, biological process: glutathione metabolic process; hydrogen sulfide metabolic process. Gene Ontology annotation, molecular function: sulfur dioxygenase activity. The record is from RefSeq and is a predicted model, not a curated record. The transcript is spliced from 7 exons. Bases 465 to 1349 code for a protein of 294 amino acids.
GCACAUUCAUCACGACAACGUAAGGUUUGGUUUCGGUAUGGAGCCGUAUGCUACAUUUGUCACGUAGUCCAUAGUUAUGUUGUCUGCGUGCCCCGUGAACGCGCCUGGGAACAGUUUGCGCGCUACAGAGGACAUUUUUUGACCUAGUUUUUCGUGACACCGGUUGUGAGGGUUGGCCGAUCAAAGCGGAAAACCUGGAUUUUGUUGCUAUGUAGUCUUAAUUCUGGGUAUAGUGGUAGACAAAGCUCCUGUAAAGACGGAAUGAACCAGCAGCGAGUAAUAGCGUCGCUUCCAAACGGGACUGAGCUCAGGGUUUGUUUGUGUUUUUAAUCUGUUUGUAUCUGCCGCGGUCUUAAGGACAACCUCAAAAUCUUACGGUUACCAGCUUCUGGUUCUUCGGUGCCGCUCAACCAGCUGGUGGUUAUCCAGUCAAACCUAGCUGCUAGUUCAGACAGAAAACGACAAUGUGCUCUGUAUUAACCAGAGUAAGACCGAUCCAUCGGGCUGUAGCUCUGUCGCUUCGUCUCGGAGCCAACACCGAGGGCUCGAGUUAUGCGGCAACCCAAAGCAGGCGCCUCUCUCCCGGCAAGAAUUCUGUCCUAGACCUGCAGAGGAACUCCAGGUUCUACUGCUCCAGGAUAGCGAAGACGGAAGGACUGCUCGUCAGACAACUGUUUGAGGUGGAGAGCAGCACCUACACCUACCUGCUGGCAGACACGAACACCAGAGAGGCCAUUAUCAUUGAUCCUGUGCUGGAGACAAUUGACAGAGACUUACACCUGGUAGAGGAACUGGGGCUAAAGCUGUUACUAGCAGUGAAUACCCACUGCCAUGCAGACCACAUAACCAGCUCAGGGUUGAUGAAAAAAAGAAUUGCAGGACUGAAGAGUGCCAUCUCUAAAUUCAGCGGUGCCUCUGCAGAUAUCCUGCUGUCAGAGGGCGACAAAAUCUGCUUUGGAAAACAUUACCUGACUGUAAGAGAAACACCGGGACAUACGGAUGGGUGCACAACCUUAGUGUCAGCAGAUGAAAGCAUGGCUUUUACUGGGGAUGCUCUGCUUAUCCGAGGCUGUGGCAGAACAGACUUCCAGCAGGGCUGUGCAAAAUGCCUUUACGAUUCAAUCCACGACAAGAUCUUCACGCUGCCUGAUGACUGCCUCGUCUACCCAGCACAUGACUAUUUAGGUCAGACUGUUUCCACGGUUGGUGAAGAACGCAAGUAUAACCCUCGUCUCAUAAAGUCGAAGUACGAGUUUGUGGAGCUCAUGAACAGCUUGAAUCUCCCAAAGCCAGAUAAAAUAGAUAUUGCAGUGCCUGCUAACCUCGUUUGUGGACUCCAUGGACUCUGAAUGUUUUGAAGAAAACGAGAAAAAAAAAAUAAAAUCAGUGACAUACCUA